Messenger RNA from Saccoglossus kowalevskii, 1028 nucleotides. Its product is annotated as thioredoxin-like protein 4B. Lineage: Eukaryota; Metazoa; Hemichordata; Enteropneusta; Harrimaniidae. Gene Ontology annotation, cellular component: spliceosomal complex; U5 snRNP; U4/U6 x U5 tri-snRNP complex. Gene Ontology annotation, biological process: mRNA splicing, via spliceosome. The record is from RefSeq and is a predicted model, not a curated record.
AUCGAGACGAUAGGUGGUCUCUCGACAUGAUGACAUUGCAAUCACUUCCGGUUCUGUUUUUGCUUUUUCAGCGGGCGGGCUAUGACUGACUACGAAUUAUGAGCUACUUGCUGCCGACGCUAUCCACAAAGAAGACGGUGGACGAAGCUAUAAAGAAGACGGAAGAUCUUGUGUUGGUUUUGAGAUUUGGCCGAGAUGGCGACACUGGAUGUAUGCUUCUAGAUGAAAUACUAUAUAAAACGAGUCAUGAUGUUUCCAAGAUGGCCGUAAUAUAUUUGGUUGAUGUUGACAGUGUUCCUGUAUACACAAAAUAUUUUGAUGUUUCUCUCAUACCAUCCACUGUUUUCUUCUUUAAUGGGCAGCAUAUGAAAGUGGAUUAUGGAACCCAAGAUCAUACUAAGUUUAUUGGGAGUUUCAAAACCAAACAAGACUUUAUUGAUUUGGUUGAAGUUAUUUAUCGUGGUGCAAUGAGAGGAAAGCUGAUGAUAAAAAGUCCCAUCGACCCUGCAAACAUUACCAAAUAUGAAUUGCUCUACAAAGAUAUAUGAACUAAAAUAUAAAGUGUUGAAUGAGAUAGUGAAACACCAACAACAAAUAGAGACAUGGUGAGAUAUCAAGCUGAAACACCAACAACAAAUAUGAACUCUGAUUCUCGAUGAGCUGAAAUACUAAGAACAAGUACAAGUCAAGCUUCAACUCAGAUUUGCUCAGAGAUUCCAAAUUGUACAUUCUACUGUGUAGGCACAUGUAAAACUGCAUCUCUUAAUUCAUUGAACAUAAAGACAGUUGUCCUAAUUGGAUGACUUGAAUACUGUGUUUGAAUGAAAUGAUACUGAUGUAUUUAUAAAACAGUCAGACAUUCAUUUGUCAAGACAAAAAAAUAGAUAGCAGCUAACAAACAGAUACUGUAAACCACUUUAAUUUCAACAGCAAAAAUGAAGCCGUCUACAGUGUAUAUUAUUUGUACAAAGUUGAGAAUUUAAUAUGGCAAUAUUUAUAAUAAAACAAAAUUGUAACUGACCAUCUAA